AUGGCCGCAGUAACACCCGAGGAGCAGGCUGCCCUUCCGUCAGAGGCGGAAAGCGGGUGUCUGUCCACAGUUGCGAACGCCGAAUACAGAACGAGUCUAGACUUUGGAUACCUGUCAGAAAAAAAUGUUUGGAAGUCGGCUUCCCGUCCACAAGUCCAUGCGCCUGCCUUCAAGGAUACCCCUCUAACUCCGAUCCAUGAGAACUGUGGAAUAGCUUCUGAGAUUUGUCGCACCAUUGACUGGUGGAUAGGCACAUAGAAAGACACAAAAGACAAGAUAGCCAAAAAAAACUGAAGUUCGAGACUGGCGCAAGCUUGUCUUCGCCAUGG
Somion occarium is the source of this 329-nucleotide messenger RNA. The record is from the annotation of a GenBank genome assembly. Lineage: Eukaryota; Fungi; Basidiomycota; Agaricomycetes; Polyporales; Cerrenaceae.